AAACCGAUCCAGCUGUGCGUCGUCGCGCUGCGUCACCCGGCUGCUCAGGCUCUCAGUUGUGCCUGUUUAGUGGAAGGAAGGAAGCAGAGAUGUCCGGUACCAUGCUGCUGUCAGGGUUCUGGGGUCUGUGCUUGCUGUGGACGGUCGGCGCGAUGGGACGAGGUCCGGUUAGUCUAAACGAGAUGUUCCGGGAGGUGGAGGAGCUGAUGGAGGACACUCAGCACAUGCUGGACGAGGCGGUGUACAAGAUAAAUAAUGAAAGUGCAAAGUUCUCCUCAUCAUUCCUGGAUCUGCCUCCCAGCUACCACAACAAGACCAGGAAGACGGUAAAGGACAACCAUGGGGAGACUCGGGUCCUGGAUCGAACUGACAAGGAAACAGACAACAGAACAGGAGAGACUUAUGUCUCACAUGUGCAUAUGGAGGUCUCUGGCCAGUGGAACAGCGUAAAUCACGAGUGCAUGGUGGAUGAGGACUGUGGGGACCAAAAAUAUUGCCUGUAUAGGAUUGAGAACUCCAAGUGCCUUCCCUGUAUAGCAACAGAUAUGCCAUGCACAAAGGAUGAGGAGUGCUGCUUUGAUCAGAUGUGUGUUUGGGGUCAGUGUACAGUGAACGCCUCCCAGGGAACGGCGGGGACUAUCUGUCAGGGUCAGAGUGACUGCAGGCCAGAUUUCUGCUGUGCCUUUCAGCGAGAGUUUUUGUUUCCAGUAUGCACUCCCAAACCUGCAAAGGGAGAGUCAUGCCUGAACCAUCCCAACCUUCUGAUGGACAUGCUAGAAUGGGACCAGGAGGGCCCCAGAGAUCACUGCCCAUGUAUGGGCAACCUACAGUGUCAACCCCACGGUCGUGGAGCUGUGUGUGUAGGACUGAAAGUGUAGAGGUUCCAAGGAGCGAAUCAGCAAUUUAGUACAGUACAGUGUCCCAUAUGGACAUCACCUGCAUUCUUUCUACUAUUUAUGUCUAUAUUGUAAAACAAAAAGAAAAUAAAGGAUUUGAAUAUUG
Girardinichthys multiradiatus is the source of this 1002-nucleotide messenger RNA. It is a transcript of the gene dkk3b, whose product is annotated as dickkopf WNT signaling pathway inhibitor 3b. Gene Ontology annotation, biological process: negative regulation of canonical Wnt signaling pathway; multicellular organism development. Gene Ontology annotation, molecular function: co-receptor binding; receptor antagonist activity. Gene Ontology annotation, cellular component: extracellular region. NCBI's taxonomy places the organism in Eukaryota, Metazoa, Chordata, Actinopteri, Cyprinodontiformes, Goodeidae. Bases 90 to 878 code for a protein of 262 amino acids. The record is from RefSeq and is a predicted model, not a curated record. The transcript has 7 exons.